Williopsis jadinii is the source of this 1029-nucleotide messenger RNA. RefSeq names its product Pkinase-domain-containing protein. The transcript has a single exon. Gene Ontology annotation, molecular function: ATP binding; cyclin-dependent protein serine/threonine kinase activity. Gene Ontology annotation, biological process: protein phosphorylation. NCBI's taxonomy places the organism in Eukaryota, Fungi, Ascomycota, Saccharomycetes, Phaffomycetales, Wickerhamomycetaceae. The record is from RefSeq and is a predicted model, not a curated record. Gene Ontology annotation, cellular component: nucleus. The annotation marks the transcript as partial.
AUGUCAAGGGAGAUCACGUCUGGGAAGAGACCCUUGAGUCCCAGAGUCCAGCCUAAGAGGUUCUACGAUAACGGACGACUCUCCCACUACACGAUUGAAGAGAAGCUCGGACAGGGAACGUUUGGUAUUGUGUAUAAAGGAAGGCAAAAGAAGUCCAGGAAGAUUGUUGCGAUAAAGAGGAUUCUCCUCAGGGACCCAGAGGAUAUGUACCCAGUCACGGCGUUCAGAGAGAUGAAUACCGUGAAGAGACUAAGACAUGAAAACAUUGUUGAGUUGUUAGAGAUGGUGUUCGAUUCACCAGCACCAGAAGAACCCCUGGUGGAAAUCGUCAGUAAGCUGGGGAAGUCGUUCUACAUGGUGUUGCCAUACAUGAGUUUCGACCUCACAGGUAUACUGCAGAACCCAGCGAUUCAGCUUUCGGAGGCUGAUAACAAGAGCGUGAUGCUACAGCUGUUCAGAGGCAUGGAUUUCAUCCACAGAGCUGGAUACCUCCACAGGGAUAUUAAAGCUUCGAACAUCCUGAUCAAUUGCCAUGGACUAUUGAAGAUUGCGGACUUUGGUCUUGCCAGGGAAUACGUUGGCAAGAGGCCCACAAUGAACUCACCUGGUGGUGGACACCCAAUGACAGAGGUUGUCAUGACAAGAUGGUACCGUGCGCCAGAGGUGCUUUUGGGAAACAAAGCGUAUACGACAGCGAUUGAUAUGUGGGCAUGCGGUUGUGUUCUCGGUGAGUUGUACGAGAAGAAGCCAAUACUACCGGGGAAGUCAGACAUCGACCAGGCCUAUGACAUAUUCACCUUAAUUGGUGAGCCUAACGAUGUCUCCAUGCCUGGCUACAAGACGUUCAAGAUGACCCCCAAGUUGGUUAUCCAGAAGAGAAGACCCACAAUCAGUGAGAGAUUUAGCAAAUUGCGCAUGCCUGCUGAUGCAAUAAGACUACUCACCAAUUUGCUAACUUUGAACGCUGAAACAAGGUACACAGCACAGAAGUGUCUUAGUAAUGAAUGGUUCACCACGGAGCCUCUGCCA